AUGGCCUCUCAACUGCUGCCGCUGGAGCUUAUCGACAAGUGUGUCGGCUCUCGGAUCUGGGUUGUCAUGAAGGGUGACAAGGAGUUCUCGGGUACCCUGCUCGGAUUUGAUGACUACGUCAACAUGGUCAUGGAGGACGUUACUGAGUUCGACUACACUGGUGCCCAAACUAAGCUUCCGAAGCUUUUGCUCAACGGAAACAACAUCUGCAUGUUGAUUCCCGGUGGAGAAGGCCCAAUCUCUAGCUAG
Messenger RNA from Penicillium pulvis, 249 nucleotides. RefSeq names its product RNA-binding protein LSM5. Gene Ontology annotation, biological process: mRNA splicing, via spliceosome. Gene Ontology annotation, cellular component: U4/U6 x U5 tri-snRNP complex; Lsm1-7-Pat1 complex; U6 snRNP. Gene Ontology annotation, molecular function: RNA binding. Lineage: Eukaryota; Fungi; Ascomycota; Eurotiomycetes; Eurotiales; Aspergillaceae. The transcript has 6 exons. The coding region runs from base 1 to 249 and encodes 82 amino acids. The record is from RefSeq and is a predicted model, not a curated record.